AUGGCGCAGGCACAGCAGCAGGAAGACAAGGUGGACUCUCUUGCAGAUCUCCUGGGAGAGUCAGCAUUUAUCUCUGGGAAUCUGGUGCCACUCAUGGCUUCUUUGGCCAACCCACCCCUGAAGACCCUCCUCAAGUCUUGUCUCCUCCGGGAGAAGCGGGCCAGCGUGAGCAACCCCCUCUUCCUCCCACUGAUCCCACCGCAAUCACAAGGCUUCACUGCCAUUGUGCUCACCUAUGACCGUGUGGAGAGCCUCUUCCGGGUCAUCACCGAAGUGUCCAAGGUACCCAGUCUAUCCAAGCUGCUGGUCGUCUGGAAUAAUCAGAACAAAAAUCCUCCAGAAGAGUCUCUCUGGCCCAAAAUUCGGGUGCCGUUAAAAGUGGUGAGGACUGCUGAAAACAAGCUGAGUAACCGUUUCUUCCCAUAUGAUGAAAUUGAGACUGAGGCUGUCCUGGCCAUUGACGAUGACAUUAUUAUGCUGACUUCUGAUGAGCUGCAGUUUGGUUAUGAGGUCUGGCGGGAAUUUCCUGACCGACUGGUGGGCUACCCAGGUCGUCUGCAUCUCUGGGACCAUGAGAUGAGUAAGUGGAAGUACGAGUCUGAGUGGACUAACGAGGUGUCCAUGGUGCUCACUGGCGCAGCCUUCUAUCACAAGGUAAGUGGUAUGGGCCAGGGUGAGUAUGUCAGGGUGACACCAAAGAGGGUGUGCUAUGUACCCUCAUUUCAUUUGGCCCAGUUUAACUUUCCAGACCUGUUGCAAGUUUAG
This is a messenger RNA of Castor canadensis (American beaver), 765 nucleotides long. Lineage: Eukaryota; Metazoa; Chordata; Mammalia; Rodentia; Castoridae. The record is from RefSeq and is a predicted model, not a curated record.